GAUGCCAAAUACGCGCGUGAAGGAGAAAGUGCAUCCGACGAUGGUGCGUAGUGGCUGUUACGAAAAUAGGCAGCUGAAAGCGCUUGCCAUCUGUACGCUACUGGCCGUAUCGACCCUGCUACCGACGGCCGAUGCGUUGAAGACGAAAAGCCGUAGCAAGAGUUCGUCCUCUUCGUCAUCGUCCGGGCGCGUUUCGAAGCCAAGCACAUCGUCCUCGUCCAGCUACAGCAAUCCGGGCAGCUUGAGCUACAGUAACUAUCAGGCAAAACCUGCUCCGAAACCUUCGGCUCCAGUUGAAUCGUCGAACACGCGUAAUAUCGGAUGGAAUGUAAAUAGUCAGGCAGCUAAGCCUGCUGGAUCCAUGACGGCAGCACAGCCAGCAGCCGUUAAUAAGCCACCGUAUCCGGUACAAUCGAGUGCUGCAAAGCCUCCUCCAUAUCCGGUACAGUCGAGUGCUGCGAAACCUCCAUAUCCGGUACAGGCGACCCAUAAUACGCACCAGACGCAUGCAGCUCCGGGAGCACCACCACCGCCGUACUCCCAUGGACCACCGCCACCGUACUCGGCCGCCAACAAUCCUAACAUGAACUCGCGCUUCAACGAACCACCGCCGGUGUACACUCCGGGCAAUCAGGGCUUUAGACCGGGACAGCCUGGAUUCGGUCAGCCAGGAUCAUUCGGGCAGCCCGCGUACGGGCAACCGGCUGGAGGUUUUGGCCAACCAGCGGGUGGGUUUGGCCAGCCCGCGGGUGGCUUUGGACAACCAUCGGGUGGAUUUGGACAACCAGGAGGCUUUGGACAGCCAGGUGGUUUCGGACAACCGAUGGGAGGUUUCGGCGGUGGUGGCUAUCACCCUCCAGCGGGUGGAUUCGCUGCACCCCACGGUACGUUCCAGGGCGGUGGUGUGGCUCCUCCGGUAAACUACGCCCCAGCACCAUCCUUCCCCAUUGCGGCCAUCCCAGUCGGUGCGUAUAAACCACAAAGCUCGGGUAUUGGAGUUGGUGGAAUUGCAGCCGGAAUCGGUACGGGUCUGUUGGCGGGAGCAGCUGGAUCGGCGCUGUACAACGCACUUCGUCCGGAGGAUCGUGGACGGUACAGCGAGAGAGGUGGAGGUGGAGUAACGAUCAUUAACAACGUACCAGCAGCCCCGGCUGCCCCAGCCGCUGCCGGUGCUGCUCCGGCGGAAGGAGCUGCUACAGCUGCGGCCGCUCCAGCACCAGUCGCUGUAGCUCCAGGAGCUCCGGUACCAGGUGUUGCUGCUGCAGUACCUCCGGUAGCUGCUCCUGGAUCUGAUGCUGCUGCACCAGUCGUUCCAGUCGCUGCCGGUCCUGAUGGACAAGCGAAUGUCCCGCUAGCACCGUUACCAGGAACUACAGACAACUCUACUGAUCAGGUGCCACCACCACCAGGCGUACCGGAUGCUCCGAUCAUUCUAAAUGAAAACGCCACGACAAACGGUACGGAACCGGAACAACAACAACCCGCACCAGUAAACGGAACCGAAACGAUGACUCCACUAGCCCAAGCACCAGUUGAAUCGGCGCCGCUAGAAACGACCACCGUAAACCCGAACGCUAAGCAAUAUAUUCCACCACCGGGUCAGUAUUACCCAGCCACCGGACAGUACGUACCACCGGGCGAAUACGAUCCAGCAACGGGAAUCUUCACCCCCGGCCGUUACAUCCCCGACACGACCAUCUUCCAGUCGGGUCAGUACGAUCCACUAACGCAAAUGUUUACACCUGGCCGGUACGAAGCGAAUGGGCAGUUUAUUCCGGAUCCGAAUCAUCCACCACUAUCGCUAGCACCGAAUGGAGCCGUCACUGAGCAAGCCGUUCCUACCCCGAAUGCUGCUCCCGUUGCAUCCCAACCGGAACCAGUGACACCGGCCGUUGCGUCACAGUUGAAGACGGCAAGCGGCGCCAGCAUGAAGACAAUAUCGUUGAUAACAGCGCUUGGUGCCUUACUCGUGUCGGAAGGCUUCCGUCAGCUCGUACGCUUCUAG
Messenger RNA from Anopheles maculipalpis, 2005 nucleotides. Its product is annotated as collagen alpha-1(I) chain-like. NCBI's taxonomy places the organism in Eukaryota, Metazoa, Arthropoda, Insecta, Diptera, Culicidae. The record is from RefSeq and is a predicted model, not a curated record. Bases 2 to 2005 code for a protein of 667 amino acids. The transcript has a single exon.